AUGCUACAGCUGCAGAAAGGGUUGCCUGAAAUCAACCAGAUCUUCAUUUUCAAUAAAGAAAUCAGACCGCUUCAGGUCAUAAUGGCGACCCCUGAACAAGACAAUAACCCCGGUGGCAGUGCAACACCUGGGCCACUGGAAAAGCUGCAGGAGCUUGAGCCACGGGUGGUCCGAAGACGCUUGUCCCAGGCCCGCCACCGAGCCACUUUGGCAGGGCUCUUCAGCAACCUCAGGAAGACUGUUUACUCCCAGUCUGAUCUCACAGCCUCAAAGUGGCAGAUUCUGAAUAAGGCAAAGAAUCACAUUCAGGAACUGGAACAAACUCUGAAUAAUUUGCUGAAGCUGAAAGAAACUCUCAACCUGGAAGAUGGUAAUGCAAGCAGCUUAGAGGAGGUCAAGGAAGAAUAUGCCAGCCUGUACUCUGGAAAUGAAAGGUAUCUCAGCUUUUACAAGGUGACCAUGGACCUUCUGACUGACAACGGGAUCAUUUCCUCCAAGGAGGUGACACUGCCCAUUGUCUCUGCGGCCAUCUCCCACCUGUGGCAGAACUUUUCGGAGGAGAGGAAAGCCAGCCUCCUGCAGGCCUGGGCCCAGAAAUAUGCAGGAGCAGCUCAGGAGUCCACCCAUCCUGAGGGCAGCAUGAAGGACAGCGGGAUGGACAGCCAGGGCGCCAGUUGCUCGCUGGUCUCCACACCGGAGGAGAUCCUUUUUGAAGAUGCCUUCGAUGUGGCCAGUUUCCUGGACAAGAGUGAAGCUCCAAGUCCAUCUAGCUGCAGUUCAAUGUUUGCCAUCUUCAAUGCAGAAAAUUCUGAGGAAAAGUUUCAGCUCUAUAUGCAGAUCAUCGAUUUCUUUAAAGGACUUUGCUAUGUUAACAGUCAGUUAAAACAGGAACCAGCCCUGGACGAUGAGAUGCUCAUGUUGACAUGCCUGGAGACCUUUGACGAUGAAGACCUGUAAUGCACAACAGCUGGGAGGAGAAGGCAUGCAGGAGGGUGGGCAGUUCCCAAGUUUGAAUGUUGGCAGC
Messenger RNA from Otolemur garnettii (small-eared galago), 1024 nucleotides. It is a transcript of the gene STRA8, whose product is annotated as stimulated by retinoic acid 8. Gene Ontology annotation, biological process: cellular response to retinoic acid; meiotic cell cycle. Gene Ontology annotation, molecular function: protein dimerization activity. The coding region runs from base 1 to 957 and encodes 318 amino acids. The transcript is spliced from 9 exons. NCBI's taxonomy places the organism in Eukaryota, Metazoa, Chordata, Mammalia, Primates, Galagidae. The record is from RefSeq and is a predicted model, not a curated record.